Messenger RNA from Salvelinus namaycush (lake trout), 735 nucleotides. RefSeq names its product paired mesoderm homeobox protein 1-like. NCBI's taxonomy places the organism in Eukaryota, Metazoa, Chordata, Actinopteri, Salmoniformes, Salmonidae. The coding region runs from base 1 to 735 and encodes 244 amino acids. The record is from RefSeq and is a predicted model, not a curated record. Gene Ontology annotation, biological process: regulation of DNA-templated transcription. Gene Ontology annotation, molecular function: DNA-binding transcription factor activity, RNA polymerase II-specific; DNA binding. The transcript has 4 exons.
AUGACUUCUGGCUAUGCGCAUGUAAUGGACAGACAAGACUCACUGACUAGCCGUCUGGAGAGCCCGAUAUCAGCCAAACUGGAAACACUUCAGGCCAAGAAGAACUUCUCUGUCAGUCACCUGUUGGAUCUGGAGGAGGCGCGGGAGAUGGUAGGGGCUCAGGCCAACGAGAGCGCCGGGGAUGCGGGAAGGAGUAUGGUGGAGUCCCCGGGGCUGACCAGCGGCAGCGAUACGACGCAGCAGGAGAAUGAGCAUGUGAGUUCUAAGGAGAAGAAGAGAAAGCAACGUCGUAACAGAACGACCUUCAACAGCAGUCAGCUGCAGGCACUAGAGAGAGUGUUUGAGAGGACACACUACCCUGACGCCUUCGUACGGGAGGACCUGGCACGCAGGGUUAACCUCAUUGAGACACGGGUACAGGUGUGGUUUCAGAACAGGAGGGCUAAGUUCCGUCGUAACGAGCGUGCUAUGCUGGCCAGUAAAAAUUCCUCCAUGAUAAAGUCCUACUCUCGUGACCUCACGGCAGUGGAGCAGCCAAUCGUACCUCUCCCCGCCCCUCGACCCAACGACUACCUGUCCUGGGGCUCCUCUUCACCCUACAGUGCCAUGGCAGCGUACCCCCCCACCUGUUCCCCCACCACCUCAGCCCAGGGGAUGAACAUGGCUAACAGCAUCGCUAACCUCCGGCUCAAAGCCAAGGAGUACAGCCUCAACCAGGUGCCUACUGUCAACUGA